Messenger RNA from Cuscuta epithymum, 543 nucleotides. Lineage: Eukaryota; Viridiplantae; Streptophyta; Magnoliopsida; Solanales; Convolvulaceae. The record is from the annotation of a GenBank genome assembly.
UCCGACAUUUAUUAUUCCUUAUUGUUUUUAAAUGAGCCAUUAUAGCUCUUAACCUUCCUACAGGAUGGAUCCAGAAUGAUUAUUGUAUAUCCUAAUCAUAGUAUUAUCAGCCUGAUUUUAUAUAUAUGGUGUAUAUAUAUGGAUGAUGUAUGCAUAUAAAAUAACUUCCUGAUGAUCGAUUUUUUAUGGAUGGUGUUUUAAUUUCUUACAAUUCCUUGCAAGAAGCAUAAAAAUGGCUGUAAGGGCUGUCCCUGUUUCAGAAAUGCAUCUUCUUGAUAAUGUGCCAGAAAAUGACGCAGCUAAGUUCUGCCUCCCCACUUCUGCCCAAGGCGGCGGAGAAAAUGGAGUUGGAGAUGGAAGAAGAGGCGUGAAGAUGUGGAAGGAGAAGGAGAAGAGGUUUGUGGUGAUGGGUCACAGAGGAAAUGGGAUGAAUAUGCUGGAGUUGUCCGAUCGGAGAAUGAAGGCUAUCAGAGAGAAUACAAUCCGUUCUUUCCUCAACGCCGGAAAACUUGGUCUCGAUUUCGUUGAAUUCGACGUCCAGGU